AUGGGCGCAGGACCAUCCAAGGCUGCUCGUACAGCCACCCGCAAAUACCCAACAACGGCUUCAAAAGCGGCGGUGACUCGUCCCGCUGUCAGUCGCCCACAGCCAGCUCCCUCUGCUGCUGCUGGUGGCCCCAAGGAAGACACACCCCCCAAAGAGAUCGACCCCGACGCCGCCCCGGGCGACUUCUCCGCACGAUUACACCAGAUGGGCGUGGUACAGCCCAACCCGACCUUCUCGCCCUCCUCUCGAGCCGCGCGCAAACAUGGACCGCCGCCGCCGCCGCGCCCCCUCGAGCCCAACGGGCCUACCGCCCCGCUGGCUCCCCGGUUCGCGCCCUCGACCAGUAACACCACGCUCUCCGCGCUCGACGCGAGGCGGCGGCUGCAGGAGCUGGCCGACGCCGAGCUGGACCCCACGCGGCGGAGCGGCCUCCAGGGCAGGCGGUUCGUCGACAUGCGCACCCUGAUUGAUGCGAUCCGGAUGCGCGACUCUGGGCUCCCGCUGGCUGGCAUUGAGGAGCGGCUGGGGCUGGAACCUGGCUUGCUGGGCAAGCUUAACGGGCCGGAGGUUCUGUCGCACGUAUCGGGGCCUAAGUAG
Molecule: messenger RNA, 597 nt
Organism: Clonostachys solani
Lineage: Eukaryota; Fungi; Ascomycota; Sordariomycetes; Hypocreales; Bionectriaceae
Source: the annotation of a GenBank genome assembly